GGUUCGAAUAGAAGAGGUUCUAAAAUAUCUUAUAUGAUGAGAUAUUUUCAAUGUAAUCUUAUAUAAAUUUAUAUUAAAUAAAAGUGACUUGUUAAAAAUAUGAAAAUAUAUUUGAUCCUUGCAAAAUAAAUAAAGAUUAUUGCUUUUAAUACUCGUGAGAACAAGUGUAUUAGACUAUAAUGGAAAAAUGUUCUUAUCAAAACAUUCUAAUAUUUUAGUUUUUUUUAUUUAUAAAUUAUCGUGAUAAAAAUAUAUUCCUUGAAAAGAUUCAAAUUGUGAAUUAUUAUUUCAUAUAAAUCCUGCACUUAGUUUAAGUCGUAAUGGGGAGUGUUUGGAAGCGUCUUCAACGUGUGAACAAACGCGCAGCAAAAUUUCAAUUUACAGUAUCGUAUCAUGAAAUGAAAAUCAAAACAACAAGUAAAUGGCGACCGUCUAAUCUCAAAGUUGUAUGGACAAGAAGGUCGCGACGUGUUGUUUCCGCUCCUUUGGAAUGGAAUCCUGUUGUAGACCCUCUUAUUGGCAAUAUGAAAUGGCGAGUUCCAGAUAAUCAUUCAAUAACUGUGACCCUUUUCAAAGAUCCUCGUACUCAUGAAAUGGAAGAUAAGGAAUGGACAUUUUUAAUUGAGGAUAUGUCAUCGACUGGUAAAAAACGGUGUCUAGCUUCAGCUUCAAUAAACAUGAAAAAAUAUGCAAGCAUAGAAUCUACUCAACAAACUUUUACACUUGAACUUCGUUCCACAUCGAAAAAAAUAGUAUUUGCAGAAAUUGAACUUACAAUUAGUUGCGUGUUUUUACGAGAAGGCAAAGCAACCGAUGAAGACAUGCAGAGUAUGAUUUCCUUAAUGAGUGUCAAUAAUUGCUCAGACAUUGCACCGCUUGAUGAUCUCGAAGAUAUUCCAGGGUUGGAAAGUUCAGGAGAUAUUUCAGAGGGUUUCCUUGAUUUAACUAAACAGAUGGAGAAACUAACAUCUUCUCUUAACAGCUCUGAGCCUCAAACACCUAGAAGUAUUCCAUCUAUUCCUGAAGAUGAGAUGUUUAUCUCACCUUUAGACAGAAAAGAAAAUUCUCAACAUUCUGAUGAAAAAAAGAAUAGCAUUGAUGAUUCCGAUAUUUUAGAACAAAAAAGUUUGCCCGUGGAUUCGAUUAAAAUGAAGGAAAUUUGUGCAAUAGAAUCAAAAACGAAAUUAGAAAGUAAGGAAAAUACUGCUAUCGAUGAGAUUCCAAAGAAUAUUGAAACCUGCUUGAGUGUCAAGGAAAAAAAAGCUCCACUUGCAUCGCCAGAACAAGACAAAUUCCCGCCAAAUAAAAAGUUCAAUCUACAGCCACUAUUACUGAAAAAAAAUUACGAAUCUGGUGUCGAGGAUUCAAAUAAAAUCAAGGUUUUGGAAAAAGCCCCCGUCAAAGUGACAGACCGAGAUAAAACACCUGGACAAGACUUAUUAGAAUGGUGUAAAGAAGUGACAAAAAAUUUCGAAAAUGUAAAAGUAACAAAUUUAACAACAAGUUUCAAAAACGGAAUGGCUUUUGCCGCAAUAAUAGCUUAUCACAGGCCAGAUUUGAUCGAUAUGCAAUCCUUGGUACCAUCUGAUAUUGUUGAUAAUUGUAAAAAAGCUUUUGAAGCUGCAGAAAAACUUGGAAUCCCCCGUGUCAUUGAAGCAUCAGAUAUGAGUUUGUUAGUAGUUCCUGACAAACUUGCAGUUAUGACCUACUUGUAUCAACUCCAUGCUCAUUUUACGGGAAAUCAAUUGGAAAUUGACCGAAUCGAUUUAACAACCGGCGACUCAAGAUAUGUUAUCGGAAGUCUCAAAAAUGAUCACAUAUCAGCCACUACUAGUCUUCAAGACAUAAAACACCAGCAUAUGAUGCAACAGUCGAAUAAAAAUGAUGAAUAUAAUCCACAAAAGUUUUCCUGUGUUAAAAGUUCCAAAAUAAAUAAAAAUACUGGAAUACUUUCUAAUGAAGAAGUAGAAAGACCUCUUCUAAUGACAAGGCGUGAACUUACCGAUCCUUUCGGAUCUGAUGAAGAUGAAGACAAAUCGGAAUCAAAAGCGAAACAGAUAUCUGCUUCAAAGGAGUUAAAAUCCCGAUCAAUUGAUAACAAAAUUGUCGAUCGACACAAAAAACAGAGUGAGAAAGCAAAAGAACUAUUAGAUAAACUUCGAAUAGAGAAUGGAAAAUCCUGUAGCACAGACGAAAGUGAUCGACAGGAUAGACUUCGUGAACAUGCUAGACGUUUAAUUGCAGAAACAAGAGCAAAAUCUGUUAAUUUAGAAUCACCUUUAUCACCUGUACAGUCAAUAACUCAGCGUAUAAAUUUAUCAACAGAGCGUACUAUUUCUCCUAUUAAUAAUAAUGUUGACACAUUUAGUUUUAAUGCGAUUAUACCUAUUGAAGGAGUUGAAAAGCAAAAUAGUGUUUCUUCUCCUAAAACAAAGAGUCCCUUACAUACAAUGAACAUCCUUGAUCACAUUUCUCCAAGAACAGAAACUAAGAUUGAGAAAACCAGGUAUAUACAAUCGGAACUUGAUGCAUUAGAACGUGAACAAGAGUCAAUUGAUAAGAAAGCUAAUGAGUUAGAAAAAAAAUUAAGAGCUGUUAUGGGAGGCACUCUUAUUGGAAAUGAUGAUGAAACUGAAGAUCAACUUAUGUCACAAUGGUUCACACUUGUCAACAAAAAGAAUGCAUUGCUGAGGCGACAAAUGCAGUUGAAUAUUUUGGAGCAAGAGAGUGAUUUGGAAAGAAAGUAUGACCUCCUCAACCUUGAACUUCGUACCGUGAUGUCAAUAGAAGAUUGGAGGAAAACAGAAGAACAACGAGAUAGAGAGAAACUUUUACUUGCGGAACUGGUGGCCAUUGUGGAUAAACGUAACGAACUUGUUUUGAAUCUUCAUAGUCAGGAGCAAGCAAUCGAAGAUGACGAGGAUAUACAAAGAAAGCUUGUUAGCAUGGACAUCAAUCAUAAGGAGAAGUGUUGUAUUAUGUAGACUUUUAGCUUUCAUAUUGUAGACAUAAAACUAAUUUCUGAUUGCCUAUCAAUUUCACAUUACAUGUAAUAUUUAUUGAGUGAGGAAGUGAUAUGAUUUCAUACAAAAUAAAAACAGUUGAUAAAACUUUAAAUUUCUUAUUUAAAUUUCGAACUGUUACAAUAAUAAUCAUAAAGGACAGAUAAG
Messenger RNA from Clunio marinus, 3170 nucleotides. NCBI's taxonomy places the organism in Eukaryota, Metazoa, Arthropoda, Insecta, Diptera, Chironomidae. The record is from the annotation of a GenBank genome assembly.